Molecule: messenger RNA, 1195 nt
Organism: Cadophora gregata
Lineage: Eukaryota; Fungi; Ascomycota; Leotiomycetes; Helotiales; Ploettnerulaceae
Exons: 3
Coding region: 80-1048 (322 amino acids)
Biological process (GO): fatty acid beta-oxidation
Cellular component (GO): mitochondrion
Molecular function (GO): enoyl-CoA hydratase activity
Source: RefSeq, a predicted model, not a curated record
AUCGGCUUCGACCCCAGAUUUUGGAUCUCUGCUUCUCGAUUGCUCAUUCUUCUCCAAACAAUCAACAUUUCCAUCCACAAUGCGCGUUCUUUUUCGACCCUCGACUUCGCUAUCUAGCAGGCUUAUAAGAUGCUAUUCUACACAGCCAACACCUUUGGUUAAAGUGUUUGAUGUCCCUGCUCCGGGCAGUGGAAGAAUUAGAAUACUGUCUCUGGCCCGCCCCGCAGCACGCAAUGCCAUCUCCCGCCAGCUCCUCCAAGAACUCCGUACAAAUAUCGACUUCAUAGCCUCUGAGUACGACAGCCAAGGCAAUGAGCUUCCUGCGAAGAAGAUAUUUGGAGGUGCGGCAGGGACGGACCAUAAGGGGCCUACGAGAGCUGUCGUGCUUGCCAGUGAGGUAGACAGCUGUUUCUGCGCGGGGGCGGACUUGAAGGAGAGGGCGGGGUUCACUGCUGAGGAAACAGCAGCCUUCCUUUCAAACCUUCGAAACACCUUCACAGCCCUCUCCAUCCUCCCCAUCCCAACCAUCAGCGCCGUCAGCUCUCUUGCUCUCGGCGGCGGCCUCGAACUCGCUCUCUGCACCACCCUCCGCGUCUUCUCCUCCACAGCACAGGUUGGGCUUCCAGAAACCCGUCUGGGUAUAAUCCCGGGAGCAGGAGGAACCUACCGACUCCCAGCCGUCAUCGGGCUCAAUCGGGCUCGAGACCUCAUUCUCACUGGCCGCAGAGUAAGUGCACCCGAAGCAUAUUUCCUGGGUAUUGCGGAUCGGCUCGUGGAGGUUGUGCCGGAGGAGGGAAAGGAGGGCGAGGAGCACAAGAAGGAGUUGAUGAAGAGGUCCAAGGAUGAGGUGUUGAGUGCUGCUGUGAAGCUUGCGGGUGAGAUUUGCCAGGGAGGGCCGAUUGCUAUUAGGAGUGCUUUGCAGGCUGUUACGUAUGCGCGGGAAGAGGUGGAGAAUAAGAUGUAUGAGAAAGUCGUUGGAACGGAGGAUAGGAAUGAGGCGUUGGUUGCAUUUAGGGAGAAGAGAAUGCCUGAAUUUAAGGGAAGAUGAUGCUGUAAGUUAUGUGAGUUGAUAUGAUGUCUAGAAAGACAGCUUGGAGCGUGUCUAUCUUGAGCCUGAAGCUCGGAGUACUUGCGUAAAUCCAGAGGAGCAGCUAGGGCUAAAGUAACACAUCAAAAUGAAACAUGCGAACAGAGC